This is a messenger RNA of Oryza sativa Japonica Group (Japanese rice), 1378 nucleotides long. The record is from RefSeq and is a predicted model, not a curated record. Lineage: Eukaryota; Viridiplantae; Streptophyta; Magnoliopsida; Poales; Poaceae.
AAAGCGGCGCAAAAGCGAGUGAACCGCUUGAACCGGAAGCGACUCGAGUCCAAGCCAAGCCACGCGCUGCACCACUCGCCGCUUUACCCGCCGUUCUCCUCCUCCUCCUCCUCCACGCGCGGCGGCGAGGCGGAGCCAAGCCCUAGGAAGGAGCGGCGCGUCACCGGCGGCGGCGGCGGCAUGCAUCACGACCCCAACCCGUUCGACGAGGGCAACGCCGACGACAACCCCUUCUCCAAUGGGGGAGGUGGUGGUGGCGGCGGCGGCAGCAGGCAGCAGUACGGGUUCCGCCCCACGGAGCCCGCCGGCUUCGGCGCCGGCAGGGGGGACGCCACCGUCGAUGUCCCGCUCGACACCAUGGGCGACUCCAAGAGCAAGGCAAGGGAGCUCUCAUCGUGGGAAACAGAUCUGAAGCGGCGGGAGGCGGAUAUCAAAAGGAGGGAGGAAGCGCUGAGGAAUGCUGGAGUGCCAAUGGAGGAUAAGAACUGGCCACCAUUCUUCCCGAUCAUUCACCAUGACAUUGCCAAUGAGAUACCGGCUAAUUUGCAGAAAUUGCAGUAUCUCGCGUUCGCAAGCUGGCUUGGUAUCGUGCUUUGCCUCUCAUGGAACUUCAUCGCUGUCAUAGUCUGUUGGAUCAAGGAGGGAGAUUCGAAGCUGUUUUUCCUUGCCACUAUCUAUGCCUUGCUUGGAAUUCCCCUCUCGUACUUGAUAUGGUAUAGGCCUCUCUACCGUGCUAUGAGGACUAACAGUGCGUUCAGUUUUGGAUGGUUCUUUCUCUGUUACUUGAUCCACAUUGGCUUUUGCAUUAUUGCUGCCAUUGCCCCGCCAAUUGUGUUUCAUGGAAAAUCAUUAACGGGCAUACUGGCUGCCAUAGACACCUUUUCUGAGCAUGUGAUAAUUGGGAUCUUUUACUUUGUGGGGUUCGCGCUGUUUUGCUUGGAGACACUGCUGAGCAUUGGAGUUCUUCAGAGAGUGUACAUGUACUUCAGAGGGAACAAGUGAAGCUAUUCAUCAUGAUGGAAAGUUUCCGGUGAUCACCAGUAGCACACCUCUUCAUGCAUCGCUUCUGUGCAUACAAAUCAGUACACCCUGAGAAUGUCUCUUCAUGUCAGUUUAUUGUGAAACCUUUUCAAGCUUGUUAUGGGGUAGGUUGUUAGCAUCGUUAUCAUAGCUUUGUGUCUGGAACGAGGUGUUUUGAUUCUUGGCAAACUGUAGUCCGUAUGUGAUUGGGUAGAUCGCCGGUUUGCCUGUUGGUUACCGUUAAAUGAGCUAAGGCUAUUCUCGCUCGGGAAAAUAGACACAAAAUUGCAUUCAGACCUGGAUCAUAUAUAUGCACCCUUGCGGAUUGUUGGCUUGAUGCUGUGCUUCCCGAUUUUUA